Messenger RNA from Monoraphidium neglectum, 912 nucleotides. RefSeq lists its product as hypothetical. Lineage: Eukaryota; Viridiplantae; Chlorophyta; Chlorophyceae; Sphaeropleales; Selenastraceae. The transcript is spliced from 6 exons. Bases 1 to 912 code for a protein of 303 amino acids. The record is from RefSeq and is a predicted model, not a curated record.
AUGGAGAUGUUUCGGCGCUUCCUUGAGGCGGGGGAGAGUGACCCCGGGCAGGCCAACCUCGAGGCCUACCUUGAGCUGUGGUUCCAAGGCAUGCCCUGGGACCAGAUCAAGCGCGGCAACAUGGAGGAGCUGAUGGCCUAUGGCAUGUGGUAUCGCACUGUGCCCGAAAUGGAGGCGGCGGGGCUGUCCCACUUUCUGGUGGAGAUGGUGGAUAAGUUGGAGGUGGCCUGGAAGCACACCUUUCCGCCAGGGUACACCCAGGGCGUGAAGUUCAUGUCUCACCUGUGGGACGACCUGAAGGUGCACUACCGCCCCCUGGCCUUCUACCUCGUUAUGGAGGGCUGCGCGCUGUUCAGCUGGGCGGCGAUGCGUCUGAUGGGCUUCCAGUGCCACAGCCUGGGAUCCACCGUAUACUACACCCGCGGCAUUGACAGCAGCAGCGCCCUCGCCCGCGGCAGCGUCGGCGGCGGCCGGAGCAGCAGCGCGGGCGGGGCGCCGCCGGCGCCGGCGCCGAUCCUGUUCCUGCAUGGGGUGGGGGGCCUGGUGAUCUACCUCGAGCUGAUCUGGCAGAUCGUGCGUUUGAAUGGGCCGGUGAUCGUGGUGGACAUCCGCCACAUGGGCAUGCGGCUCAGCCCCCGCAUCCCUUGCGUGGAUGAGAUGACGUCAGAGAUCCGCGCCGUGCUCGACAAGGUCGGGGUGCGCAAGGUCUGCGUCGUCGGCCACAGCUACGGCACCCUCGUCGCGUCGCGCCUCGUGAAGCGCUUCCCCAGCCGCCUGCACGCGCUGUGCCUGAUCGACCCGGUGUGCUUCGGCAUGUACAUGCCGCACCUGCUGCACAACUUCUUUUACCGGCGGCUGGGGGCCGGCCCCUGCUGUGGCGCGGGCGGCCCCGGGGCUGCGCGUCGCGGAUGA